Messenger RNA from Aureobasidium pullulans EXF-150, 930 nucleotides. Its product is annotated as mitochondrial dicarboxylate transporter. NCBI's taxonomy places the organism in Eukaryota, Fungi, Ascomycota, Dothideomycetes, Dothideales, Saccotheciaceae. The coding region runs from base 1 to 930 and encodes 309 amino acids. Gene Ontology annotation, biological process: oxaloacetate transport; malate transmembrane transport; thiosulfate transport. The transcript is spliced from 6 exons. The record is from RefSeq and is a predicted model, not a curated record. Gene Ontology annotation, molecular function: sulfate transmembrane transporter activity; malate transmembrane transporter activity; oxaloacetate transmembrane transporter activity.
AUGGCCGGCGAAAAGAAGAAGCAACAGCCUUUCUGGCUUGGUGGAGCCGCUGCUUCCAUGGCAGCAACAUGCACACAUCCUUUGGAUCAAACGAAAUAUCGCAUGCAGGUCAUGCACCAACCGAAAAAUAUUCUGCGGACAUUGGUACACUUUGCCGGACGUGACGGUAUCCCUUCGCUCUGGACUGGUUUGACCGGAUCAUGGCUUAGACAAUGUUCUUACUCGACUGCUCGUUUUGGUCUUUACAACUACUUUGCCAAGGAGGUCAAGGCAAGAACCGGAACAACAAAACUGACCGCUGGCUGGGAAGUCGUAUGCUCUGGUGUGGCUGGUGGAGCAGCAGGUCUUAUCGGUAACCCUACUGAAGUUGUGCUCGUCAGAAUGUGUGCAGAUGGUGCCAAAACUGCCGCUGAGAGAUACAACUAUGGCAACUCUAUUCGUGCUUUGUACAGAAUCGCAAAGGAGGAGGGCAUGUCGACUUUCAGCAGAGGUUUAACACCCAACAUUGUCCGCAGUGUCAUCAUGAACAUCUCUCAAAUCGCUACCUACUCCACCGCAAAGGACUACCUCCUCUCCAACCCAAAUCUCGGCCUCAAGGACGGCAUCUUCCUCCACUUCCUCGCCUCAUUACUCGCCGGAACCGUGGCAACCACCGCCUGCGCACCCGCCGACGUCCUGAAAAGCCGCGUCCAAAGCGCUCCCACCAUCAACGGCGUAAAACCCAGUCUCAGCAAAAUCUUCGCCGAAUCUUACAAGAAGGAAGGUAUCAGUUUCCUCAUGAGAGGCUGGUCGCCAGCAUGGCUUAGACUUGCACCUAACACUGUUCUGAUGUUCGUGUUCAUGGAGCAAUUGCAACGUCUGGUGGGUGUUAGCACCAAUCAGCCCAAGCCUGUUCAGGAGAAGAAGGCCUCGGAAGCCAUGAAGGCUUAG